Messenger RNA from Lasiodiplodia theobromae, 864 nucleotides. RefSeq names its product Myosin ii heavy chain. The record is from RefSeq and is a predicted model, not a curated record. The coding region runs from base 1 to 864 and encodes 287 amino acids. Lineage: Eukaryota; Fungi; Ascomycota; Dothideomycetes; Botryosphaeriales; Botryosphaeriaceae. The transcript has a single exon.
AUGUCCCACUUCAGACUCUCAAUUGACAUGAACAUGGGCAACGGUCCCGCACGCCAGUGUCGAGCCAUCAGCAGAGAGGGACUCCGAUGCUCCAACUCCCGCCCGAGCGGUGCCGACCUAUGCUCCACCCAUGAGAGGCAGCGGAUCGACUUUAACAGAAGCCGCGACCAGUACCACCGUCCUCCUCCCACCAGUUCCUCGCCGAGCUACCACCACCGCACCGCCAGCGCCACGUCGGCCUACUCGUCCUACAAGCAAUCCAGGAUCGAGGCCAUGGACCGUGAGAUGGACGCGCUACGCAGCCAGCGCGCCUCCAGCCGAUCCCGCCAGAUGCAAGAGCUCGAUGCGGAGAUCGCCGCUUUGAGCGCCAACAAUAACCGCCGUCGGGACAACGAACUCCACGCCUCCCGCCUGAGGACCAACGACCUUGCGGAAGAGCUCUCUACUGCCAAUGCCCAGCUUGCCGCUGAGCGCAUCAGGAACGGCGAAGCAGCUGGACUGAGGAGCGACCUUGCCAACAGGGAUGCUGAGAUUGCCGCCUUGCGUGCCCGCGAGAUCGAGACCAAGCGUCGCAUGCUGGCGACCGAUGAGGAUGUCAAGUACUGGAAGGGCCAGGCUAGUGACUACGAAGCACAGGGAAGGGAUGUUUUGGGCCAGUUGGAAGAUGCUCAGAUCCUGAUCGAAGAUAAAGAAUAUGAGACAAAGCGUAGGGCAGACGAUGCCACGUAUUGGCGGGAACAGGCUCUGGACUAUAAGGCGCAGGGAAGGGGCCUUUUGGAUCAUCUGGAGGAUGCACAGGUCUUCAUAGAAGACGGGGAGCGUAAGGCAAGGGAGGAUCAGGGCCUGUAUUUCAGGGAUGUGUGA